Messenger RNA from Prunus armeniaca (apricot), 231 nucleotides. NCBI's taxonomy places the organism in Eukaryota, Viridiplantae, Streptophyta, Magnoliopsida, Rosales, Rosaceae. The record is from the annotation of a GenBank genome assembly.
AUGUCCAAGGGGUAUUGUCAUGCCAUAGCUAAGGAGAUCACAUAUGACACACUAGAAGGGAAAGAUUCAUCGCAGCCUAGUGUAGGAGAUAAACAGAGAGAAGGUCGGAAUGAUGUACGCGAUAAGCCGACCUUCGAGAAGCAAGCAGAGCAGCAUGACAACACACCAGAUAAGCAACCACGUGCUAUGAAAGACAUCAAUAUUAUCUCAGGGGGGAGUAACCCUAGCUAG